AUUUCUUCGGAUUCUUUAUUAAUUGAGAAAAUCUGCUCAGGAUUUUCACCAAAAUUACACUUUGAUUCUUUCUUCUUUUUUUUCAUGUAAUCUUUUUUUGUUUAAAUGGAAUAUAAAAUCUCUAGAGUGUUUCUUUGAUUUUUAAGGGAAUUUCCGAUUUCCCUUUCCAAAUUCAAACCCUAAUGUAAUUGUGAUCAGUGGCAGUAUUCGUUGAUAAAUACCUGCUUCCUUCUCCCUGUCUUCUUCGCAAGCUCUUAUUAUAUUUCCUUUGCGUUAUAAAUGAAGUGUUAAGCACCAGUUACGACCUAGUUUAUGUGUUUGAUUUAGGUGUCGGGAGUUUUUAGAAGAUGAGUUUUGCGAUAUCAGAUGAGUUGUUGGGCACUUUCGUGCCGAUAGUGGUUUAUUGGGUGUAUUCAGGGAUUUAUGUUGCUUUGGGUUCGCUCGAGAAGUACAGAUUGCAUUCGAAGAAAGAUGAAGAUGAGAAGAAUUUGGUGUCGAAAGCAAAUGUCGUCAAAGGCGUUCUUCUUCAGCAAACCGUUCAGGCGAUUGUUGCUAUGGUUUUGUUUACGAUAACAGGAGAUGAUUCUGGGGCUGCUACGGCGCAUGUCCCUUCCUUACUUGUCCUAGCCAGGCAGUUUCUUGUGGGAAUGUUGGUUUUAGAUACAUGGCAAUAUUUUAUGCAUCGAUACAUGCACCAUAACAAGUUCCUGUAUAAACACAUCCAUUCUCAACAUCAUCGACUUGUUGUCCCGUAUGCAUUUGGAGCUCUAUACAAUCACCCAUUGGAAGGUCUUAUCCUUGACACAAUUGGUGGAGCUUUAUCUUUUCUCUUUUCUGGGAUGACUCCCCGGACUUCAAUCUUAUUCUUCACAUUCGCCACUAUCAAAACAGUAGAUGACCACUGUGGGCUCUGGCUCCCGGGAAACGUCUUCCAUGUGAUAUUUGGUAAUAAUACUGCAUAUCAUGAUGUCCACCACCAAUUGUAUGGCAGCAAAUAUAACUUCUCGCAACCAUUCUUUGUCAUGUGGGAUAGAAUUUUCGGAACUUAUAUGCCUUAUUCACUUGAGAAAAGAGCAGGUGGAGGGUUCGAAGCGCGGCCUGCUAAAGAAUCCAAGGAUGAUUGAUUGUUUACAUGGUGAGACACCAUUGAUGGGAAAAUGUAUCAGUAGCAGUAGGUCUUUUUCUAUUAACGAGCCACAGUUUAUAUGAUGUGUAUAUAAAGAAUAUUGUUGUGCUUUAUACCGGUUUGUGCUGAUUACAGAAGUCAACAAUGAAAUUGUUUGCACCAAAAUAUGUUUGUCUUCUA
Molecule: messenger RNA, 1306 nt
Organism: Carica papaya (papaya)
Lineage: Eukaryota; Viridiplantae; Streptophyta; Magnoliopsida; Brassicales; Caricaceae
Gene: SBH2
Product: sphingoid base hydroxylase 2
Biological process (GO): lipid biosynthetic process
Molecular function (GO): iron ion binding; oxidoreductase activity
Source: RefSeq, a predicted model, not a curated record